Messenger RNA from Melospiza melodia melodia, 2515 nucleotides. RefSeq names its product tRNA methyltransferase 6 non-catalytic subunit (gene TRMT6). Gene Ontology annotation, biological process: tRNA methylation. The coding region runs from base 19 to 1467 and encodes 482 amino acids. The transcript has 11 exons. NCBI's taxonomy places the organism in Eukaryota, Metazoa, Chordata, Aves, Passeriformes, Passerellidae. The record is from RefSeq and is a predicted model, not a curated record. Gene Ontology annotation, cellular component: tRNA (m1A) methyltransferase complex; nucleus.
CCGGCGCGAGCGGCGGCCAUGGAGGGCGGCCCGAGCGCGCGCAUCCGUGAGGGCGACUGCGCCGUGCUCAAGCGGGACGAGGUCUUCAAGGCGGUGUCGGUGCUGCGCCGCAGAAAAAUAAUUUUUGAGAAGCAGUGGUUCUACCUGGAUAAUGCUAUCGGACACAUCUAUGGAACUACAUUUGAAGUAACCAGUGGUGGAAACCUCCAGCCAAAGCAAGAGGUGGAAGAGACAAGCACAGAAACAAAGGAAGCAGGGACAGAUAAUCGUAACAUAGUUGACGAUGGGAAGUCUCAAAAACUGACUCAUGAUGACAUAAAGGCUUUGAAGGACAAGGGUAUUAAAGGACAGGAAAUAGUUCAACAGUUAAUAGAGAACAGUACAACGUUCAGAGACAAAACAGAAUUUGCUCAAGAUAAAUACAUAAAGAAGAAGAAAAAAAAAUAUGAGGCAGUUAUUACAAUUGUGAAACCAUCCACUCGCAUCCUUUCAACCAUGUACUAUGCAAGGGAGCCUGGAAAAAUUAACCACCUGAGAUACGACACCCUGGCUCAGAUGCUGACCCUGGGAAACAUCCACGCUGGCAACAAGAUGAUUGUCAUGGAAACGUGUGCAGGCCUGGUGCUGGGAGCUGUGAUGGAGAGAAUGGGGGGCUAUGGAUCCAUCAUUCAGAUGUACCCAGGAGGGGGACCUGUUAGAGCUGCCACCAGUUGUUUUGGAUUUCCCAAACCUUUUUUUGAUAAUCUUCAUGAAUUUCCUCUCAGCAAAGUGCAGAGUCUCCUGUCUGGGACAUUCAGUACCGAGACUCUGCCUGCAGAGCCUGAGGAGAAUGCCCUGGUGGAAGAGGAGAGCAAUGGCCUGAGUGAGGAGAAACAGAGUUCCCUGCAGGAAGCAGAGGAGGAUCCUGCCCCUGAAGCACCAAUGGACAUCAAUCCAACAGAGGAACAAGACACAAUGGACAUUAGUGCUGAAGAUGUAGAGUUUAAAGAGAACAAAGAAAAAGAAAAUAAAGAAAAUGUUCGGGAAAAGCAAAUGAAACAGUGGGAGAGAAGGAAAAAGCUGAAAGAAGCUGCAGCUUUGCUGAGAGAGAAGAAUGCUGAUGGCUUAAUUGUAGCCAGCAAGUUUCAUCCCACACCCUUGUUACUUUCUUUAUUGGAAUUUGUUGCUCCUUCGAGGCCUUUUGUUGUCUACUGCCAAUACAAAGAGCCAUUAUUGGAAUGUUACACCAAGCUGAGAGAAAGAGGUGGAGUCAUCAACCUGAAACUGUCUGAAACCUGGCUGAGGAACUACCAGGUGUUACCAGAUCGCAGCCAUCCCAAGCUGACCAUGAGUGGAGGUGGAGGGUACCUCCUGUCUGGCAUCACUGUUGUCUUGGAGAAGGGCAAGUCUGAUUCCAGUAACUCAGAGGCACUAAAGAUGGAAGAGCCAUCAUCUAAAAGAUGCAAACUUCAAGACCUUCCUUGUUAACAUUUGGAGAAUGACUCAUGGCUUAGAUCUCAGGAGUUUAGUGAAAUAACAAGUCCUUCCUGUGCUGGUGGCAGCACAGGGCUGUGCCUGUCGUGCAUCUGUCAGAGACUCAGCAGAGCUGCAGGAGAGGGAGGACUCACCUGCUCCUUAGCAGUUCCCAUCAUCUGAAUGUCAAGGAAAACCCUUGGGAGCAAACAUCCCACUGAACUCAUAGGAACUUCAAGAGGGAGAGAAGAUCAAGAGCAGACAAAGCCUCCGUGCAGACAUUCUGUUUGUUUGUUGCCAAAUCUGAAUGUGAGGUAGUUUUUUAAAAGGCUGAGUUGGAAUCAACACAUCCAGCUCAGCUUUCCAUUCUCCCAGAAAGGCAGCAGAGGAUUCCCCUCAGGAUUGCACGUGGUGAUCUGCUCCACAUGGGACACAGAACUCAGCUCUGUUCUGUGAUUUAAGAAAGUGGAAUAAAUAGGAAAAAUCAUACACUUUUUUUUUUUUUUUCCAAAGGAACAAUAAAAAGAGGAAUCUAAUAGUAGAGAUGACCCCAUGCUUACAGCAUGACUCCACAUUUUUCUGAAAUAAAGACAGAGGAGAAAGUGCAUGUUCUUAAAUUAAAAUACUAAAUAUUUAAACAAUGUCACUAUUAAUAUUGUCUGUCACUUUCCAGGACAUUUUCUGAGAGUUGCGGUAUGUUUUUAAGAUAUGACUAUUUUGGAAACUGCUGUAUGUAUAUUUAUUUAUUCUACUGUUAGAUCUUUCAGAUGUUGGGCUUUUUUUUAUUAAUUUUUUAACUUUGCAUUUGCCAUUUCAAUUAAACUACAGGGUGUUUUUCCCUAAAGAGAUUUAUGUUUUCUCUUUUCCCUCUUUUUGGGAAUAAAAAGGUCCAGCAUAGGCUUUAGGAGGACAGUAUUCUGCUGGCUGCACCCCAUUACACCCCAGUGGGAGCUUGUAGGGCCAGGAGGGCUUGGCCUCCAUUCUGGAACUCCCUCAUCAGUGUCUGGACAGAACCUGGAGCUUUGGGAUCUAGUGCUGAGACUCAAUAAAGCUGUAAAAUUCA